Molecule: messenger RNA, 615 nt
Organism: Cucurbitaria berberidis CBS 394.84
Lineage: Eukaryota; Fungi; Ascomycota; Dothideomycetes; Pleosporales; Cucurbitariaceae
Exons: 2
Coding region: 1-615 (204 amino acids)
Source: RefSeq, a predicted model, not a curated record
AUGUCUUCCUUCAGCAAUACCGACACCGGCUCGAAGAAUGCCGACCCCUACGUCGCCAAGAACCUCCAGGAGCCUUCCCUGAAAGAGAAGGUCGAGGAUCUUCUCGCCUUUGUUGACAAGACCAAGUUCUGCCUGUUAACCACCCAGACCGCGGACAGCGAUCUGUUGGCAUCAAGAGCCAUGGCUUUGGCUGCCAAGGAAGGAAACGGCUUCGAUCUCCUCUUCCACACGAACACCGAAUCGGGCAAGACAGACGACCUCAAGGAGCACAAGUCAGUCAACAUUGGCUUCAUCAACAAUUCCGGCGAGUGGGCCUCCAUCUCGGGUCAUGCCUCCAUUGAGACCAACCGUGAGGUUGUCAGGAAGCACUAUUCACCGGCACUGAAGGCUUGGAUCGGCGACCUCGAAGACGGUAAGCAUGAUGGUGGCCCAGAGGACCCACGCAUUGGUAUCAUUCGCGUCAAGGCCAGCACCGCUCAGUAUGCUGUCUCGAGGAAGACUGCGAUCGGUGGCUUCGUGGAAUUGGCCAAAGGUAUCGCGACUGGAGAAGCGCCGAGUGUGAACAAGUUGAGGCAUAUUAGUGAGGCUGAGGUCCAGCAGUGGAAGGCCCAGUAG